This is a messenger RNA of Stereum hirsutum FP-91666 SS1, 831 nucleotides long. RefSeq lists its product as uncharacterized. The transcript has 8 exons. Lineage: Eukaryota; Fungi; Basidiomycota; Agaricomycetes; Russulales; Stereaceae. The record is from RefSeq and is a predicted model, not a curated record. Bases 1 to 831 code for a protein of 276 amino acids.
AUGUCUCCUGAACCCUUCGUGCGGUAUCUUCUUGGACAGGUCAGGCUCGAUGAUUGCGCAUGUGGCGUUGCAUGUGUGUGCUCGACGUCACCCACGGCACCGGUCGAAGACGUGGAGGAGGGAGAUGUGAUCAGGUCCGUUCUGCAUGGGAGAUGGUCUUCUUGGAUGGGCGGUCAAUCUAAACUAUAUAAUGUGGACGUUGUUCUCGACGGUGGGUUUCUCGAUACCGAUGGUGCUGCCUGUCAUGAAGGAUGCCAUGGACUAUACGACGGUUAUUACGGUCAGUGUUAUUCUAGCGGGAACGUGGUUUGUUCUUGGAGUGAACUGGACAACGACAAUCGGUACAACGAGGACGACGAGGAAUGGGUGGACUCGUCGGUUUCGUUACCGACGCCACAGUCAAGAUCGCCUCUGGAGGGUGCUGCUGACGAGGUGGAAGCCUCGCUCGACGCUGAGUCCGUCGAGACUUCCGAUGGAAUCGUCACGUGUCCGUGUCCGUGGUUCGGUCGUCCGAUCCCGUAUAUCGAGUCCAUCAUUGGAUUCGGCGCCAGCCUUCCAAUCUCGUCUGCCCCAUUCACACUCGAUGGGAUAGUUGUCCCUCUAUCGCCACCACCUAUGCAUCUCUCCAUACAGCCUCCCUUGCCUCACACACUUUUGCCGAUCCUUCUGCCUAUUCCGAUCGUCCCAGUUGUCGAUCUCUUCACCUACCACGGCAUUUCCCACCUACUUCGACUACGGGGUCCGUUGAUGGAGACGUGGCUCAACGGUGAGGCUGACGGGCGAAUAGCCACCUACUGGGCACAAGUCGGGAUUGUGUUUAUUGGUGACUGA